Messenger RNA from Oryzias latipes (Japanese medaka), 4703 nucleotides. It is a transcript of the gene pak1, whose product is annotated as p21 protein (Cdc42/Rac)-activated kinase 1. NCBI's taxonomy places the organism in Eukaryota, Metazoa, Chordata, Actinopteri, Beloniformes, Adrianichthyidae. Gene Ontology annotation, biological process: protein phosphorylation. The record is from RefSeq and is a predicted model, not a curated record. Gene Ontology annotation, molecular function: protein serine/threonine kinase activity; ATP binding.
UCUGCGCUUGGCUAACAAUAGCCUGGGCUCGGCAAGUUUUAUAGCUAAAAAAAAAAUCAGGCGAGGGCGGCAGAGCGGAGCAGGUCUGAGCCUCCGGAGGAGCAGGACUUUUCGGAAUACAUGAGACGCUGUGAGCCGGCGGAGGAAAAACACUCAAACCGACAGCAACGACAUUUGAAUUUGCUGUCAGACAUUUGGAGCGGUCGGCCGCAGCCUGUCUGAAGAUGUCCGAUAAUGGGGAGGUUGAGGACAAGCCUCCAGCUCCGCCCAUGAGAAACACCAGCACCAUGAUCGGUUCGUGCAACAAGGACGCCGUCCCGCUCAACCACGGCUCCAAACCCCUCCCACCAAACCCAGAGGACAAGAAGAAUAAGAAGGACCGCUCCAUCCGAUUCAUCCUGACGGGCGGAGGCGACAAAACCUAUAAGAAGAAGGAGCGUCCAGAGAUUUCUCUGCCGUCUGACUUUGAGCACACCAUCCACGUUGGCUUCGAUGCCGUCACCGGGGAGUUUACAGGCAUGCCGGAGCAGUGGGCCCGGCUGCUGCAGACGUCCAACAUCACCAAGUUGGAGCAAAAGAAGAAUCCUCAGGCCGUGCUUGAUGUUUUAAAGUUCUACGACUCCAAGGAGACGUCCAACAGCCAGAAAUACAUGAGCUUCACAGAUAAAAACCUAGACGUGUACAGCUCCUCCACCACAACGAGCACCAAAGCCGUGUUGGAGACUCCCGCCAUAGCAACCGUAUCCGAGGAUGAAGACGAGGAGGAGGUGGAGCCCCCGCCGGUGGUUGCGCCCCGUCCAGAACACACAAAAUCAAUCUACACUCGCUCAGUCAUCGAACCCCUCCCACCUCCGUCAACCAAAGAUGCAGCCACCUCCCCCAUCUCACCACCAACGGCGGCGGCGGCGGCAGUUACCCCCGCGCCCCCUGCCGAGGCCGCUCCCAGCAGUCCUCCCAGUGCCAGCCCCGCCCCUGGUCCUUCUCUGCCCCACUCACAAGACAAAACCAGGAAGAAGAAGAUGUCCGAUGAGGAGAUUCUGGAGAAGCUACGGACAAUUGUGAGCGUGGGAGACCCCAAAAAGAAAUACACGCGAUUCGAGAAGAUCGGACAGGGUGCGUCUGGGACCGUAUACACAGCUAUAGACAUCGCCACAGGACAGGAGGUUGCCAUAAAACAGAUGAACCUGCAGCAGCAGCCCAAGAAGGAGCUAAUCAUCAACGAGAUUCUGGUGAUGAGGGAAAACAAGAACCCAAACAUAGUCAACUACCUGGACAGUUACCUGGUGGGUGAUGAGCUCUGGGUUGUCAUGGAGUAUCUGGCAGGAGGAUCUCUGACGGAUGUCGUCACAGAAACCUGCAUGGAUGAAGCCCAGAUAGCCGCUGUGUGCAGAGAGUGUCUUCAGGCCCUGGAGUUCCUUCACUCCAACCAGGUCAUCCAUCGGGACAUCAAGAGCGACAACAUCCUGCUGGGCAUGGACGGCUCUGUCAAACUCACUGACUUUGGCUUCUGCGCUCAGAUCACGCCGGAGCAGAGCAAGCGCAGCACCAUGGUGGGGACUCCAUACUGGAUGGCUCCGGAGGUCGUGACUCGCAAAGCGUACUGCCCCAAAGUGGACAUUUGGUCUUUGGGCAUCAUGGCCAUCGAGAUGGUUGAAGGAGAGCCACCAUACUUAAAUGAGAAUCCUCUUAGAGCGCUUUAUCUUAUUGCAACCAACGGGACCCCAGAGCUGCAGAAUCCAGAGAAGCUGUCAACGAUAUUCAGAGACUUCUUAAACCGAUGUCUGGAGAUGGACGUGGAGAAGAGAGGCUCUGCUAAAGAGCUCCUGCAGCAUCAGUUUCUGAAGAUGGCGAAGCCUCUUUCCAGCCUCACCCCCCUGAUUCUCGCAGCCAAGGAGGCAGCCAAGAACAACCGCUAGCUAGCUAGCUAGCUUUGUUUUUCUCCCCCACCUCCUCCUGGCGUCCGGCGUCGUUCACAGGAAGGUGGCGUUGUAUGUGCUUCUGGCUGGAUUAUGACGUUCUUCAAACGCCUUCCGUCUUUGUUUUUUGUAAAGUUGCUUCGACUGUUAUUUUCCUCCACUCUUACCUUUGACCCCUGAGUCUUGACCCCCCCCCCUCCUGCACAUCUCCUGGGGAGAACGAAGGAUGAACUUCAGAUCGCUGUGGAACAGAACAUCUCAACGGAGCCCAAAGAAGUGAAACGGCGUCCCGGUCCAGCACAGCCAGCCUUUACGUGUGCGUGUGCGAGAGCUUUUAGUCGGUGAAGCUGUAGGUACUUUUAUCUGUUGUCACGGUAACGCACGUGUUGGUCCCUUGCUGCCCGCAGCAUCACCUCCUGUAGGUUUAGGUGUAUAUCCGGAGAGGUUUAGUUUUGUCUGAACGCGGCUGCGCCCAGAGCCACUGAUGGAUGGAGUUUGGACAUAGAAUCUCGGCGCUGCUCACAGAGGGGGCGGAUGGGGUUUUUUUUGGGCAGAUGGGGGUUUUUAGGGCAGUUUUGCUCAAUUUUAUAGGCUGAGGCCUUUAUCCUCUUCAGAAUCCUCUGGAUCAGGAAAAAUGCUGGCUUUUGGGAGGUCAGUGUGAAAAGCUGAUUUAAAGUCAUUUUUAAAUGUUUUUAAGAGGAUUUCUAGAAAAAAAAAGACAAAUAAAAUGAUUCAAAUGGAUAUCAGUAAGUUCAACCAAAAACAAAGCUUUUUGUGUAGUAUUUUAGGUAAUAAGAUGAUUCCUCCAGUGACACAUUGACUUAAAAACACCUACGGCAUUCAGCCAAUACCUAAAAAAUAUGAAAUAGUAAUUGUGAAUAUCCUUGCAGAAACCUGAAACAGCAUUGAAUUGUAAUGAGUUCCGAUCAUCUAAGGUUACUUUUGCUCAUUGGGGUCAAUAUGUUAGGUUCUGCAUUUGUUUUUGCUUUUUUUUAGUGAUCCAUUAAAAUAGCCUUUUUAGUAUUUCGCGAUAAAUGUACUUUUUGUUUUUAUUUGUAGUUUUGUGUUAUGACUUUUGAUAGAAACAGAUACUAAUAACAUCAUCAAAUUAAAAAGUUGAACAGCUUUGUUCUCUGUGCGUUUUGGUUAAAGAAAAGUAAAAAAAAAAAUCAACUUUUGGUCAUUUUUUAUGUAGUUUGUCUUUAAUUCCAUAUCUUUGUUUGUGGCGUGGUAAAAAGGCGGUAGGCAGAGGAUAUUUCCCCCUUUUCUUUUAUGUUAGAGUCCUGCGCUGUGGAUCUUUCUGUCCCUCAAAGGUUUUUCAUUGUGAAGCUGCGUUUGCGUUUUUUUCCUGCGGCAGACACCUGAUUGAUCCGCGAUAAACAGAACCAAACUGACAGGAUCUGACAGACCAGGAGCAGUUUCCUUCGCUCCCCGAGAGAUCACAUCUCACUCUGAUGAUGACGUCCUGUCUGCCUGACAUGUGAACACUGAUAAACGCAUUUAUCCGGCUGCUCUGCGUCACAUUUGUGCUGCUUUAAAUAAAAGGCCGGCCUCGUUUUGGGCUUGUUUCAGCAUUUAAUGGCUCAGCUCAGUUUCCCACUUUUGCUUUAAUGAGAAGCUUCAUCUGUUUGAGGUAGAUAUGAAUGAUGUGAACUUUAAUCUGGUUUCCCUUAAUUAUUCUGGAAAAUGGAAACAAAUUCCAAACAUUUUCAUAAUGUAACUGUCAAGCGAUUGAGCUCGACUUAUCCUCCGGAUGAAAAGUCGUGUUAUUUAAAGCUCUGUGAUGUGAAAUGGGCUCGCCGAGGUGCAGGGCGCCCUGCCUGUCAGGCGCCGCAUUAAAAAGGUUAAUAUCUGAAUGAAGGAGGAAAAUGAGGUUUAGGGGGGGGGUACUGUCAAGCUGGCUCCAUCUGCGGCUCUGGGACGUCACAGUCUGUGGGCUCGUUGAGAAGCUGUGAUGACGAGAAUGUGCAUGAAAACCUUUUUAUACGGUAUGCUUAAGAGGAAACGCAAAGUCAAGUAUGAAAGCCCUACAAUGGAAAUGAAAGAGACUGGUGUACGAUGGGGGAAAACACAACUUCAUCCUAUUUUCAGAAGAAACUUGAGAAAACGAUGAAGGCACUGUGUUGUUGUUGUUGUUGGUUUUUUUGGCCUGGAGCCCCGUGAACACAAUCUGUUUAUUUUCUGUGCUAAAGAACAAAAUAAAUCCGUCUUUUCCCAGUUUUUCCUUAAGGACUGCGCUUCUGGUUGUCGUCAAAAAGCUUUUUUUUUUGUUCUUUUCUGGAAAACAAAGACUAAAACUGUCACUUUGAUUUCUACUUUUAAAGGUUUGUUAAAGAUUUUGUUGUUGUUUAUUGUAGUGACUAUGUGACUCUGGCCUUAAACUGUGUCAAAGGUGCAAUACUGCUUUUGUAACAGUCUGAUGGUUGUGAUACACUGCAAUAUUUUAUUUGAUUUGAUUUGAUUUUAAAGUCCCACUCCGAUCAUCUUUGGAUCUAAUUUCAAAGUGUCCCCAGUGUCCUUUUGAUUAGGAUUAUGCUGUUUUGAGCCUAAAUUUUAAAAAACUGUGUCAUUUUCUAGGACAAAGUUUCUGCAGAGCGGCUGGAGUUCAUUAAAAAAUUCCCCGAUGGGUAGUUGCUGUGAAGCAACUCCGCCCCCACUUCCCAUCACUGUUGCUGAGAGCUCAGAGCAGGCAGUUUGAGGCCCGCUCAGCUUAUUUUCUGCAAACAAUCUUUUUUCAUCUUUUUUUGAUUCACAACGAUUUAAAUAAAGAAAUACUGUGAAGCAGAA